UCCUGUUUGUGGCCCAUGAAUGAUAAACUCGUGGACAACGUUGCAUGCAGCAAGUAUAAAAGUUAAAAUUAUGAACGUUCUCCAUCGCUCAAGAAAUCUGUUAACAGUGUGGUGUAAAAGUAGCUAUUUAUUAGAACCGACUAGUGUUUUUAAAGGCGUCAGUUUGUUAAGUGAAGCUCGGUCCCAAAGCCUUACAGUAAAUUUGGCUACAUGUAAACAACGCUGUUAUGAGGCAGCUUCGCCCAGGUGUCGCUUUAACGCAACAAGAUAUUACUGUGAUAAUGGUGCAAGUAGACAUUCUGAGAGCACAGGCAUGUUUGAAGAAGCAAAAGAUGAAAUGGACAUGAACCACAAACACACCGACUCCAUCAGUCCGAGAUUUUCAGAGACUUUCACUCUCGAUGUCCUGGUGUCUCUUCUGCGUCAGGAAAAUGCUGUGGACCUCUGUGUGAUUAAAGUUCCAGACCAUAUCAAAUAUACAGAGUACUUCAUUGUUGUCAGUGGUGUAUCACCGAGACACCUCCGUGCGAUGGCACUUUAUGCUGUCAAAGUGUACAAGUUUCUGAAGAAAGAUGAGAAUCAAAGUGUCAAGCUUGAAGGGAAGGAUGCAGAGGACUGGAUGUGCAUUGACUUUGGUAAUAUGGUUGUUCACUUUAUGCUGCCAGAGGCCAGAGAAGUGUAUGAACUUGAAAAACUGUGGACUCUGCGUGCCUAUGAUGAACAGCUGAAGAAUAUUCCUACUGAGCUGCUCCCAGAAGAUUUCAUACUGGAUAUUGAGCUUACAAAGUGACAAAUCAUUUUAAGCUGUGCCCUGGCUAACCAGCUUCUUUAGAACAUUUGGUACUUUAUUUUUAUACCUCUUUGAGCAGUAAUUAAAUGGGCUUUUGUCAUUUACAAGGAGAGAUUUAAAUGGACCCAUCCAUUUUUACAGCUAAAAAACGAAGCAUGGCUUCAUCAUUCUGAAUAAUUUUAUAUAUACACAUUUCUUGUUCAUAUUAUUUAACCAUUACAUCACUAAGAAAAACAUAUUUGUGAAAUGUCAGUUUGAUGAAAGCAUUUUUUUAUCAUAGGUUGAUGGUUGAAAUAAAUAAUAUUUCAACCACUCUACUCACGUUAUAAUUGUUCUUAAUAAUUAUAUUGUUGCAGGGGUUUGUAUUUAUCUGCCUUUACUGCAAGGUUUUGGGUAUUAGACAAAAGCUUUCUUGUAUAAGAGGAUGUAAACAACUAUUAAAACAGUACUUUGAACAGA
Messenger RNA from Melanotaenia boesemani (Boeseman's rainbowfish), 1249 nucleotides. It is a transcript of the gene malsu1, whose product is annotated as mitochondrial assembly of ribosomal large subunit 1. Lineage: Eukaryota; Metazoa; Chordata; Actinopteri; Atheriniformes; Melanotaeniidae. The coding region runs from base 20 to 790 and encodes 256 amino acids. Gene Ontology annotation, molecular function: ribosomal large subunit binding. Gene Ontology annotation, biological process: negative regulation of ribosome biogenesis; negative regulation of translation. The transcript has 4 exons. The record is from RefSeq and is a predicted model, not a curated record. Gene Ontology annotation, cellular component: mitochondrion.